AUGGCCUCCCUGUUGAGAGGUUCAGCGUUCAUCACGGGCGCCGCAAGCGGCAUUGGCCAGUAUACCGCCAUGGCGUUCGCGCGCCACGGGGUCACCAGGCUCGCCAUUGCCGACAUCAACGCCUCCAACCUCGAGGCAACGCGCGCCACCCUUGCCUCCACCUUUCCCCAGGUCCAGAUCCUGCCGCUGCACAUGGAUGUCAGGAGCAAGAUCCAGGUGAACGAGGGCAUUGCCCAGGUCGCCAAGGAAUUUGGCCGCCUCGACAUCGCCGUCAACAACGCCGGCAUCAACGGCAGCGGUCGUCUGACGCACGAGACGGAAGACGAGGAGAUUGAACGUGUCCUCGACGUCAACCUGCAUGGCGUCUACCGCUGCCAAAAAGCAGAGCUCGCCGCCAUGGUCAAACAGGAGGAUCUCGGCCCGCGCGACGGGCGUGGGCGCAUCAUCAACAUCGCGUCCAUGUACGGCCUCGUCGCGCCCAACUCGCGCCUCUCCCACACGUCCUAUACCACGGCCAAGCACGGCGUCGUCGGUCUCACGAGGGGCGACGCAAACGCAUACGCCGACUACAACAUCCGUGUCAACGCCAUUGCGCCGGGGUACAUUGAGACGCCGCUCGUGGAAGCGGCCAUGGCCAUGACCGCCGGGACUCCCCUGAUGGACGACCUGGCCCGGGCGCCGAUGCGGCGGAUUGGAUCCAUGGAGGAGAUUGCGGACAGCAUCGUCUGCCUCGCGUCACGCAUGAACAGUUACCAGACGGGGGCGGUGACGGUGGUAGAUGGUGGCUUCACAUCUAAUUAG
This is a messenger RNA of Emericellopsis cladophorae, 801 nucleotides long. Its product is annotated as 3-oxoacyl-[acyl-carrier-protein] reductase-like protein. The coding region runs from base 1 to 801 and encodes 266 amino acids. Lineage: Eukaryota; Fungi; Ascomycota; Sordariomycetes; Hypocreales; Bionectriaceae. Gene Ontology annotation, biological process: fatty acid biosynthetic process. The transcript has 2 exons. Gene Ontology annotation, molecular function: quinone binding; oxidoreductase activity, acting on the CH-OH group of donors, NAD or NADP as acceptor. The record is from RefSeq and is a predicted model, not a curated record.